Lemur catta (Ring-tailed lemur) is the source of this 1597-nucleotide messenger RNA. RefSeq names its product KISS1 receptor (gene KISS1R). The record is from RefSeq and is a predicted model, not a curated record. Gene Ontology annotation, biological process: neuropeptide signaling pathway. Lineage: Eukaryota; Metazoa; Chordata; Mammalia; Primates; Lemuridae. Gene Ontology annotation, cellular component: membrane. The coding region runs from base 130 to 1326 and encodes 398 amino acids. Gene Ontology annotation, molecular function: G protein-coupled peptide receptor activity. The transcript is spliced from 5 exons.
CGGCCUCCAGCCGAGACCCUUCCUGAGCUCCGCGAGCGCAUCUCCCGGCAGGUGGCCGGGAGGAAGGUCCAGCGUCCGUCCCAAAGCGCAAUCCUGGAGGGCGGCCGGGAGGAGGAGGGCAGCGAAGCCAUGCAUGCCGUGGAGACGUCUGUGCCCAAUGCGUCCUGGUGGGCGCCCGGCAACGCAUCGGGCUGCCCGGGCUGCGGUGCUAACGCCUCGGACGGCCUGGCCCCCGGGCCGCGGCCCGUGGACGCCUGGCUCGUGCCUCUCUUCUUCGCUGCGCUGAUGUUGCUCGGCCUGGCAGGGAACUCACUGGUCAUCUACGUCAUCUGCCGCCACAAGCAGAUGCGGACGGUGACCAACUUCUACAUUGCCAACCUGGCCGUCACGGACGUGACCUUCCUGCUGUGCUGCGUACCCUUCACCGCCCUGCUGUACCCGCUGCCCGCCUGGGUGCUGGGCGACUUCAUGUGCAAGUUCGUCAACUACAUUCAACAGGUCUCGGUGCAGGCCACGUGCGCCACUCUGACGGCCAUGAGCGUGGACCGCUGGUACGUGACGGUGUUUCCGCUGCGCGCCCUGCACCGCCGCACGCCCCGCCUGGCGCUGGCCGUCAGUCUCAGCAUCUGGGCUGGCUCUGCGGCCGUGUCUGCGCCGGUGCUCGCCCUGCACCGCCUCUCGCCGGGGCCCCGCACCUACUGCAGCGAGGCUUUCCCCAGCCGCGCCCUUGAGCGUGCCUUUGCGCUCUACAACCUGCUGGCGCUCUACCUGCUCCCGCUGCUCGCCACCUGCGCCUGCUACGGGGCCAUGCUGCGCCACCUGGGCAGGGCCUCCGUGCGCCCUGCGCCCGCCGACAGUACCCUCCAGGGGCAGCUGCUGGCCCAGCGCGCGGGCGCCGUGCGUGCCAAGGUCUCGCGGCUGGUCGCGGCCGUGGUCCUGCUCUUCGCCGCCUGCUGGGGCCCCAUCCAGCUGUUCCUGGUGCUGCAGGCGCUGGGCCCGGCGGGCGCCUGGCACCCGCGCAGCUACGCUGCCUACGCGCUCAAGACCUGGGCACACUGCAUGUCCUACAGCAACUCUGCGCUGAACCCGCUGCUCUAUGCGUUCCUGGGCUCCCACUUCAGACAGGCCUUCCGCCGCGUUUGCCCCUGCGCGCCUCGACGCCCCCGCCGGCCCUGCCGGCCAGGGCCCUCGGACUCUGCUGCCCCUGAUGCCGAGCUGCACAGCCUUGCCGCGCAUCCGGCCCCCAGCAGGACGCCGAAGUCCAGAAGCAACAGGCUGGCAGCGGGCAGGCUGUGUGUCCUGGGGGAACACACUGCCCCUCUCUGAGCCAAGCUCAGGGGGAAUCCAAAUGGGCCUGUCUGCAGCAGUGGCUGCCAGAACAACAGCUCUUCUUCUGUUAUUAGUAUUUGUAUUGUUGUCCAAGAUAACCAGUGAAAAUGUUUUAUCCUCUUGUGGCAUUUGGUUCAGGUUUGCUGUGAUGUUUGCUAUUGAUAUUGUAAUUCUUAUUUCUGUAUUUCCUGAAAUUAAAGAUGUGUUAAUACGGGGACUUUUGGGAUCUUUCCAGAAAGUGUCAGACGUCUUCACACACUAAUCUUGU